Molecule: messenger RNA, 10015 nt
Organism: Saccostrea cuccullata (small rock oyster)
Lineage: Eukaryota; Metazoa; Mollusca; Bivalvia; Ostreida; Ostreidae
Product: E3 ubiquitin-protein ligase rnf213-alpha-like
Exons: 61
Coding region: 43-9195 (3050 amino acids)
Molecular function (GO): ubiquitin-protein transferase activity; ATP hydrolysis activity
Source: RefSeq, a predicted model, not a curated record
GAAAUUGAAACAAAUGAUAUUUUGCUUGGAUUCGAUGACCAGAUGUUUCAAUCAGAGGUUUUUCAAAGACCUUUUCAAUAUCUUCAAGGCCUGGAGGCAAACAAAAAGACUUUACCAAUUUUUAACCGCUUUUUACGAAGCGGUAACAAACGUCAAUGCUUAGAGACGCUCAUGAGACACUGCUGUGUGGAAGAUCCUUUGUGGUCGGAGCUGAGAAACUUUGUGCACUUUUUGAAUACACAGUUGGAAGAUUUUGAAAAGUCUGUUUAUUGUGGCUCUGAAAUGGCUGCUGACUUACCAGGGUUUUCAAAAUUUGUUUUGAGAUUUUUGAUUCAAAUGUCAAAGGAUUUUUCAACAAGAUCAUUGAUGAUGUCUGAAGACGAGGAAAACAUUGAGUCAAUCAUUCAUGAAGGUCAAAUGGAGAAUGAAAACGAAGAAACAAAUGAUGAGAAUGAAAUUAUUGACUUAUCCCAGUUUCAAAUAAGACGUCGUUGGGAAUCGAGUGCUCAUCCAUAUUUGUUUUUCAACCCUGAUCAUCACACUAUGACGUUCAUUGGGUUUAAUAUCAGCAAAGUGAACAGAAAUUUAGUCGACAACCAGACAGGUCAAGUUCUAGAAAGAAAGAUAAUGACACCGAACCUUUGGGAUGCCCUGGUUGCUAACUGUGUACCACUCCAAGAGAAUUUUGAAGACCUGAAUAGGUAUGAAAAGCUAGAAAGACUCUGCAGGGUGAUUGGGAAUGAGUUUCCUCAUGAUCCAGAUGAAACAUAUGAACUGACAACAGACAAUGUGAAAAAGAUGAUGGCGAUAUAUAUGCGAUUCAGAUGUAACAUUCCAGUCAUCGUUAUGGGUGAAACAGGGUGUGGUAAAACACGCUUAAUUAAGUUCCUUUGCGCUCUACAGUGUCCUCCAGGGGCUGAGAUAAAAAAGAUGGCAGUAAUGAAGGUACAUGGUGGUACAACGAAGAAACACAUAAUUGAAAAAGUGAGGAAAGCUGAAGAAACAGCAAAAGCAAACUGCGAGUCCAGUGGGAAUCACAUAUUUACUGUUUUAUUCUUCGAUGAAGCAAACACUACUGAAGCCAUUGGCAGCAUCAAAGAAAUCAUGUGUGAUGGGACGAUUGAUGGAAGACCGAUUAAUUUGAAUGAGAAUCUUAAAUUAGUUGCUGCAUGCAAUCCUUACAGAAAACACCCAGAUGAGAUGAUUGCAAGACUAGAAAAAGCAGGAUUAGGCUAUCAUGUGAACGUGGAGGAAACAACUGAUAGACUCGGUCGCAUACCAAUGAGGCAUCUUGUGUACAGAGUCCAGCCUCUUCCUCAAAGCAUGAUCCCAUUAGUGUGGGACUUUGGACAGUUAGACUCCACUGUUGAGAGACUCUACAUAAUACAAAUGUUGAACCGAUACAUGCAAAAUGGCACUAUUCCUAGAACAAAUGCAGAUACAAAGAUGGUUCUUGCAGAUAUUUUAACGGCAUCUCAGGAUUACAUGCGGGAUUUACAGGAUGAGUGCAGUUUUGUUAGCCUUAGAGAUGUCGAAAGAACUUUGAAAGUAUUUGGCUGGUUUUACAACCAAACAAACCUUUUUGAAGAAAUGGAUGAAAUCAUCGACGAUUUUACUGAUUCGGACACAGAAACAUCAGAAGAUGAAGUUGUUGUUCAUGAAUUUGUUCAGACAUUUGUUCAUAAAGGUUUCAAGACAAGAGACCAUGAGAGAAUUACAAGAUCAAUUAUACUUGCCCUUGGAGUGUGUUAUCACGCAUCUUUGAAGAAUCGCGAAGUGUACAGAAAUCACAUAUCAGGAUAUUUUAGACAUCCCUUGAAUCUACAAAGUGGUGGAAGACAGAUAGAAAAAGAGAUAAAAAAAUGUCAAAGAAUAUUCCUCGAGAAAGUGAACUUGAAUGAAAACAUUGCAAAAAAUAUGGCACUACGAGAGAACUUUUUCAUGAUGGUUGUAUGCGUGGAGCUUGGCAUUCCCUUAUUUCUUGUUGGAAAGCCAGGGAGCUCAAAAUCUCUUUCAAAGUCAAUACUUGAUCAAAACAUGCAAGGAAGGGAAUCCCAUUCUGAAUUAUUCAAAAAUUUCAAACAGGUUCAAAUCAUCUCCUUCCAAUGUAGCCCUUUGGCUACUGCUGAGGGCAUCUUAAAGACAUUUCAACAAGCAAGUAAGCUUCAAGAGAACAAAGACCUGAGCAGAUUUACCUCUGUGGUUGUUCUAGAUGAAGUUGGUUUAGCAGAAGAUUCUCCAAGAAUGCCUCUCAAAGCACUUCAUCCGCUGUUGGAGGACGGAUGCCCAGACGAUGAGGAGUAUCAAGAACACAAAAAAGUUGCAUUUAUUGGAAUAUCCAAUUGGGCCCUUGAUCCAGCCAAAAUGAACAGAGGAAUUCUAGUACAACGAGAGGUUCCAGAUGAAGAGGAACUAAUUGAAAGUGCAAGAGGAAUUUGCUCUACCAACGAGGAAGUGCGAGAAUUGUUGGAGGACCUCAUUCCUAAACUGGCAAAGGGUUAUCUUCAAGUUUUCCAGAAAACAAUAACUACCGGUGAAUUAUUUGGUACAACAUCCAGAGACCAAUUAAAAGCAAGAGAAUUUUUUGGACUACGCGACUUUUACAGCUUGGUAAAAAUGAUGUUUGCCAUCGCUUCCCGGUCAAUGGAAAUUCCAACACCAAAGGACAUUGCAUAUGUUAUAAGAAGAAAUUUUGGAGGAUUGCAAGGUCUCGAUCCAGUUGCAGAGUUUUCUGACUAUGUGGAUGAGUUACAAGAAUUUAAGGAUGAAGAGGAUGGUUUUGCAGCUGAUGUAGCUCUAGUGCGAAAAUGUCUAGAACACGGAAGUGUGGAGAGUGAGUCUCGAUAUGUUUUACUGCUGACUGAAAAUUACAGUGCCCUUACUUUGCUUGAGCAGUUACUUACAACCGAUGAAAAUACACAAAUAUUGUUUGGCUCUAGCUUUCCAAAGGACCAAGAGUACAUUGAGAUUUGUCGGAAUAUAAAUAGAAUCAAAGUCUUCAUGGAGACAGGAAAGACAGUGGUUCUGUUGAAUUUGGAAAACCUUUAUGAAAGCUUGUAUGAUGCAUUAAAUCAGUAUUACAUGGAAAGUGGCUCUGAAAGAUUUAUCGACUUAGGACUUGGAACUCACAGAGUCAAGUGCAAGGUGGAUAGGAACUUUAGACUUAUAGUUGUGGCAGAGAAAAGAGUUGUGUAUAAGGAAUUCCCCAUCCCACUAAUCAAUCGUUUGGAGAAACACUUUCUUACCAUGGAAGGACUCUUAACAAAUGCUCAAUUGCGACUUUCUAAGGAACUUACUCACUGGGUGGAAGAAUUUUCUGCAUGUCCCAGGCAAAGUGUUGGUCCGGAGGAAGUAUUCAUCGGAUACAAUCAAGACACAUGCCCUGGAGUCAUUCUUCAAUCAUGGGAUCUUUGCACACAAAAACAUGACAAUGAAGACGACGAUUUUAUGGAGGAUGUGCUCCGAACAGCCAAAUAUUUGUUGCUCUGGAGUUGUACGCCAGACGCUCUUUUCCGCCUUCAAUUCAGUAGCCUGAGCAUGUUUAGAGAGGAAUAUACUAAGGUUUACUUUGAUCAGCAAUGCCAUGAUAGUCUCUGUUCAUUUUUACAACAUCGCAUCGAUGAAGAAACAUUUAGAGGCCAUUUUAUCCAGGUCACUACUCAUUCCAAGUUAUUGUCAAUGGAGGACAAGCAGGACAUAGAAAACAAUAUUCCAAUCUUACAAGGGAAAAUAGCUCUGCUAUCUUUACAAGCUUUUGGAACAGAACAACAAUUUUCGCGACAAAUUAGAGAGAUUGCUCAGGAAAAAUGUGGACUCCUCAUUAUUCAGUGUGACACAGGUGACGAGAAUUCUAACCUGGUGUCAUGCGCACGACAUUGUGUUCAGAGGGAAAUGAACAACUCUCGAGAAUCUUGCAUUAUAUUCCUUGUCCAUCUGUCUCGAGUGUGUAAAGCUUAUUUUACAGGUUUUCAGACUGGAUUAUGGAGUUCUGUCCACAUCGAUGAUCUACGUUUAUCGACAUUGCCAAGUGCCCAAAAGCUGUUUGAAAUGACUCUUUCAGAACUAUUAAAUGAAAGUCUUAAAAUGCAGUCAGAUGGAGAAAAAAAGAUUUACAAAGUGGACAUGCGGAAACUUUUUCUUGAUUGUCUUCAUCCGGCAUUAGCAUCCAUCUCUGAUAUGUCAGAAUCUGGUGAAACGUCUAUAGACAGAGUAAAAACCGUAUUUGCCCUAUUGGAAAAAGAACAUGGCCUAACACAGGGGCAUUUUGGAUAUGUAGUCAUGCAGCAUCUAGUGAAAAUUAUAGCUCUUGAGGAGGAAGACCUGUCAAUGCUUGAUCACUCUAGCUUGGUUCAAAGAGCGGCAGAUAUAGGGAACAUUAGCAAAUGCGGCACUUUAAGGUCAAGCUGUAGCAAAAGCAUUGAGGGAAGAGUAAUACCUCUUUUAGCCAGGAUUAUCUGUUUCCUGGACACAAACAACAACCUGCAAAUUUUAGACAAUGCUUGUGAGUGUAGCUGGGUGUACAUAGCUUGGAUGAGAAUGUUUUCUGCAGUUGAUGCAAAGAUUCUAAAUAAAGAAAGGGAACUUGUUACUCAAUCCACAGGAAAGAACAUUGGAUUCAAAUCGAUUUUUCCGUUUUCGUGGUUGCUCUUUGAGAACGUAGAGAAGAUUCUGCAAAGUUGCUAUGAGAGUAAAAUAGGGAAUUCAGCUGAGGAAUUAUUCAGUCAGUCACCAAUGGCUAUGAUUAUCAAUGAUGUCACCAAGGGAAAAGAUACGAUCCCUGCAAUGCAAUUAUACAUAUCCGAUUUUGUCAAUAUGAAGUGCACGACUUUUUCAAUUCGAGAGAAGCAGCUGAUUUGUGAAUCCUUGGUUGCUAACAUUGAACAGAGACCGAUGGGAAUUCCAGAAUCAUUGUCAGACCGUCUAGUGUGUAUACAUAGCGUUUUUAAAGGAAUGGAAGACUCUGUGAAGACCUUUUGUGACAUUGCAUCUCUGCUCGAACAUCUACAGAAUGAAAAAUUCUUUGAACAUGUCCAAAACAGUUACCAGAUGCUUGACAUUGGAUCUGUAAAAUACCUUUUGGAAAAACUAAAUCCCAUAGAUGCAAUAGAAUCACGUGAUGGGCAGACAUUUUGGAUGCAGCAAUUUCAGUUUUACAAACCUUUUAUUGAAAGGAUUUUACAUCAAUCAAUUGAAACCCUACAACCAGGCAAUCCUAGACGUCGAUUUAUUGAACAAAUGAGGUCAACAUGGGCAAAAAUCACAGCAUUGAAAUUAUAUAUAGAAAAUAUAGCAGGAGACGAGAAAACAGAUAAAUUGAUCAACCAAGACUGUAAAUUUCUUUGGAAGUAUCUUGGAGAAAAUGCAAACUUCAAAUCAAUUGAAACAGUAGAAAAAUUUGAAAAAUUUCUGAAGGCUUCAAACAAGAAAGCCAUGAAGGACUUUUUAGACAAAUUUGGUAAAUGCCAUUAUUGCCAAAAGACAUUAAGUUCAACUCCUCCAAUUAUACUUCCAUGUGGUCACAGAAUAUGCAGAGAGAAUUGUCAGGUAAUGAUAAUUACUGAAGGAGAUAUAGGAAAGUGUCCAGAGUGUUCGGUGGAAUUUGAAAAUGGUGCAGAAUAUGACAGGAAUGAAGUAGAAAGGGAAGAGAUGAAGCCAUUUUGGGACUACCAGAAAAAGAGUAAUAAGUUUUACAUGCAAAUCGAAUCGCAACUAUGCUUUGAAAACUCUACAGCCCCAAGUGAAGAAGUUUGCAAAAAACUUCUGCAGCUAGUCGUUUUCAAAAAGAAAAUUCCUGAGCUUGAUAUGACCAUCAUAAGAACCAAAGAUAUUGGUGUAUUUGAGACAAUAGUGGACACCACACCAGUUUUUAGAUCUUUUCUGUUGCAAUUACUUAUUAGAAGCAAUGAGGAUACUGUUCUGCAACUUUUCUUGAAAGAAACUGUUGAGGUCUUUGAUGACGGCAUUCAUGGGUCACACAUGAAAGACAUAUGCUUAAUGCUGAUACAAUGUAUUGAGGACUCUUUAAUGGAGGAAUCACUAUCCCAGAGUUUCCAGUCUGAAAUGGAGAGAGAAAUUCGUUUUGCAAAGGAAUUAAUGUUAUUAGCAAAGGAACAGUUACAAUCAGAAGGAAAGACUGUUGACAAAAUUAAAUCCAUUGCAAGAGCUCGUUUUGGUCUUCAAGUGACGGCCAGGUAUUUGCACAAGCUGUUAAAUGCAUCGUGGGAAUUUACAGAAUCUGAAUUGGCUAUGUGUACUGACUUAUUCCAAACGUCUGCCAGUUUGUGCGACUCGCCUUUGGAACACAUCAGAAUGUAUUUGCUAAAGCACAUCUGCAGACGUUACGGUUUGGAAUUCUACAGAAAUCUACAAUCCUCAAAUGAAUCUUGGGUGUUCCCAUCAGAGGAUGGAGAUCAUAGAGAAAAAGAAAGUACAGAGCAAUAUAGUCCAGAUUACUGUCUCGUACUUGGAGAACAAUACAGAAAAAUAAAAGAGAAGAUAAGUGAAAUUUUGGUACCCACGGACAUGUCAAAGAAACUGAAGCUUAAAGACAAAUCCCGCACAGUUCAAGUAUUUUUCCUUCUGGGACUCUGUAGAGAAAUGAAAUCACGGUCAUUGUUUCAAGAAGAAAAAAUGCAAACAAAAGAACAGUUAAAAUGUAAGCUGCAGAAAUUAUUGAAAAACCAGAAACUCCAAAUUGUGAUGGGAUAUCUAGAGGAAAUAUUUGACGAUUCUCUUGGACGAUCGUGUGAACAGCUUACCCUCAGCCUUUGUGAUAAUAUGCAUGAGGAAAGUAUUAUAUUUCUCAUCCUCCAUUUGAUGUUCGUUUUAAAAGUGACUGGAAAUAAAGGACAAUUGCUUCCACUUCAUGCCUUAGCAUAUGAACCAAAUGUCUUGGAGAAUGUAUUUUUACCAACAAUGCCUGAGGAGUGUUUAUCUAGAGAGAUCCAGGAGGAACUCCAGAGAAUGGAGAAAAUAGCCAACAAAACUCACCACAACUUUACGUGGUAUCGUUGUCCAAACGGUCAUCUUUAUGGAGUUGGUGAUUGUGGAAAUCCUACCCAGAAAGGUCGUUGUUAUGAAUGUAAUGCAGAAAUUGGUUCGGAAUUGGAAAGAAAUCGUGCAGACAAUGUAAAGUAUACUGGGGAUGAUCAAAGUCGCAGAGGUCAUAUUCUUGGGACACCAAGCGACAGAUCGUUUGACGCUGUUUCGGAAAGAAAUCUUUCUCCAAUUUCUAAUGCAGUUUUAAGGGUUUUGAUACAUCUCUCGAUGUUUAUAGGGGCUAAUUACAACAUUGAGGAAAUGACAAAAUUGAUUCAUCCUACCGUACACGAGGAUGAUGUUCCCCAAUUCCUUUGGGAUCACAUUCUGGUGGAUAUAAGCACAUUGAGGAAAACAUUAGAUCAGGGCUUAGAUGGAGUUUUUAUGCUUCUUCAUGUACUUGUUCAUUCUUUCCUGAGAGAAGAGCCGCCUCUUGCAGUUGCCAGUAGAAAUAAUCAGGACACACCAGUGCAUAUCUUGCAAACAAAAGAUGGAAGAAAACUUUGGGAGAUGGAGUUUUCAAUGACUUACAUUGCGGAAGUAUUGCAGAAGAGCAAAGAGCUUUUCAAGACAUGUGAAGAUAUCCUAUCAGAGGACACGAGCAUAGUCUCAGAUCCUGUUUUAAGAAGAGUGUUUGAUUUGGAUGACGCAACACGUGAACAGUUUAACUUUAAUGAAAUGCAGACAUGUGAAUUUAUGUGGCAACAUAGGAUAAAAGUCUCUUUUGAACACUUUGUCCAUGAGUUUCAUAUGUUAAGGGACAGAUUAGGACCAGAGGUGGAACGAUUUGUUCUUCUAGAUGCAUUCUUAAGACAGGACUGUUAUUUGAGAUACCUAAGAUAUAUCCCAGCUGUCGUAAGAAUGCAGAGUGUCUUGAAAGCUAAAUACAGAAAACAGAUAACCAGAGAAGAGGCCAGAUCCAUUACCAUAAGAGAUUGCCUUCAGCAAUGUAGACAAGAUCCAUUCAGCAAGGAGAUCGAAGAUGGAGUGGUCUCCAUCUGUGAACUGUGGAAAUGUUUCCGGAAGUUUUACUUCGACUUCGAAACACAAGAUAUGAACAAGGAAAUAGAAGCCCUAUUAGAACGUAAUAUAGAUGUAGAUGUUGAUAGUGUAUCAUUACUUAUCCCUGACACUAGAGGAAGUGGAACAAUAAUCAGUCUUUUAUUUCGAUUCAUGAUUGGGAAGCAAAAUGCAUUUAUGAAACUGUUCGAAGAUUUAACACAGACAAGGACUAGCCAUGUGAAGGAUAUAAGUUUUGACGAAUUGGCGACAAGUGAUCUUAUUUCAUACCAUCACAAGGCCGACUUGCUUCCUAUCAUCAUAUCAAAUUGUAAUUACACAUAUGCUAAAGAUGAAAGGACAACUUUGGACUACGAUUUUGACAGUAUCCAAUCAGCUAUAAAAAAUCAGAUAUUACAAGGAAAACCAAUUCUAAAUGUCAGUGCAUGGAAAUGGCCCUGGAAUACUGUAUAUCGGGCUGACGCCGAUAUGACGAGGUUUGCUACACUAAAUGCUAGGAUAAAUCAGAAACCCUUGGAUAAAAUGCUUCAGAGACAGAUAAUAACUGAUUUCACGGAUUUACCAGACAUUUACGAAGCCAUAGAAAAUAUAGACACGGUGGUCAACUUUCUUCUUUCCGUGAAUUGCAGUGGUGAUGAUCUGCUGAGUGAAUUUAUGGAGAAUAUUUUACAAAUGAGUUCACUUUUAAGUCAAAAGGCCAGCGUUUCCUGUAGACUUCACCACGUCCAGUCUCUGUGGUUUCUGUUCAUGUUUGAAAAGACAAAGAGACUUACCUUAAGUGAAAAGGAUGGCUUUGAAAGUAUUCAUGAAAACAUUAAGGAGCCUUUGAGUGAACAGAUGUGUAAAGACCUCUGUUGGUACUUGACAGACUUGUCUACGGAGAAACUUGGCGUAAUCCUGGAACAAUUGUUGGAAUGUAUCUUAUUCACAUUGAAUCAGGGUCAAUGGAACUAUGGUUCUUAUUCACAUAGCUUGAGUGAAACGCUUAUGGUUCAUUUGGAGGAUCCUAUUUAUUCUGAGGUGGACUUAAAAACUCUUGGGUUAAAUGAUGUACAGCGGUUACCAUCCACCAUACUGUCUUCCCAUUCCGUAGAAGUGUGGAAAAUGAUCAGUCGCAUAAUUCAAAGUCGUGAAUGAAUAAAGAAUACAAAUAACUAGAUUAGUACACAACUUUCACUCUUUUAUUUUAUCACACAUUGAAAUGAUGUACUUUCUGUUCAUGUAAAAAAUAUAACGAACAACGUAAAACAAGACAAGUCGUAUUGUAUCUCCCUUCACGGAAAGGAAACAUGCUUUGCUCUGAAUUUUGCCUGAUAAUUUUUGCUUAAAUUAAUUCUUCUUUAUACAUGUGUCAUUGUAAACAGUUUGUGUUUGUAGGUCUUUGUGUAUUUAUAGAUGGUUUGAAUGAUAAUUUAUUUUUUUUAGCAUGGAUAUAUUGUUCUCUACAGCCAAAUAAUAUGUAAUAUUUUAUAAGUCGGAGAAUUUGUUUGUUUAUCAACGUGAUUUUAUUUUUUUUUCCAACUACAUGUAUUACCAUUUUUCAUAGUUUUUAAAACUGCAAUGUGUAAUGAUAUAAAAUUGUAUAUUAUUGCUUUAAUAAUUGAAGAAAACCAUAACACGUUUUAACAGUGUAAUUGAGAAGAACUCAAAAGAAAUGUGAUUCAAUUAACUCAAACUAUCAAAUACAGAUUUUAAAAUAUACUGCUGUGCUCGAAGUUCAGAUGUUAAACUUAAAACUUAAUUAAAAAAAAUUACAUGGUUAUACUACAACCAAGGUUGUUAUUAUAACUGCAUUUCCGCGAUAAUAUACAUUUGUAUUUUUGUUAUUUGAUUACUAGUAUUGGUGAUUGAAUGAUCCAAGUGUCAUAUUUAUUCUUAUAAAAUAAAAAAUUUCCAUGUGUAUUUUAUGAUCAUAUUGGAUUAAAGAAUAAAUUAUAUUCCACACAAAGAAUGGACA